This is a messenger RNA of Carcharodon carcharias (great white shark), 849 nucleotides long. Its product is annotated as mucosal pentraxin-like. The coding region runs from base 1 to 849 and encodes 282 amino acids. The transcript is spliced from 3 exons. The record is from RefSeq and is a predicted model, not a curated record. Lineage: Eukaryota; Metazoa; Chordata; Chondrichthyes; Lamniformes; Lamnidae.
AUGGUGACCUGGUGGCCGGUUCAACAAUGCCGCAGGCAGCCCCAGAAUUGCAGCAGCGGCAAGGCUGCAAAUGUGGAUGUAGAGACCACGUGGAUGGUAGCAGAAUGGCGGGGGAACCCGCAUCUCUACAUCUUCUCCCGAUACGAGCAGGAGGUCUUGGAGCUCAAGAGGCGCCAUGCACCUGAGUCAAGCAGCCGCGAUGAGGCUGGGGUGUCAGGUGAAGGUUUAGAACGGAAGUCGUUGAUAUUUCCAACUAAAACCUCCACCAGUUACGUCAGACUGUAUCCACAGGACUAUCCCAAUUUGUCUGCCUUUACUCUCUGUCUGAGGGCAGCUUCUGAAGCAUCUCACGAGUAUGCGCUGUUCUCCUAUGCUACGUCAAAUCAUGACAACGAGCUGUUAAUCUGGCAAAGAAGUAAUGGAGGACUUUCCCUGGAGUUUGGAGAUGCUAAAGUUGAGUUCUUCCUCCCAAAAAUGAAUGCACUGCUGAGACAUAUCUGUGUGACCUGUGAGUCUGCAGGGGGAAUGGCAACAUUCUGGGUGAAUGGAGAACGAAGUAUACGGAAAGUUGUUAAAAGGGGGGGAAUUGUGCAUGUUGGAGGUGUAAUUAUCCUGGGUCAGGAUCAGGACAGUGUUGGUGGAGGGUUUGACUGGAGUCAGAGUUUUGUUGGGGAGAUAACAGAUGUUAAUAUGUGGGACCAUGUUUUAACUGCCAGUGAGAUCAAGGCUGUAAGUCAGGGUUGUCAUUGUCCUGGGGGGAACAUUAUCGACUGGGCAACAAUACGGUAUACUGCAAGUGGAAAAGUGAAUAUUCAAGACAAUGAUGAGUGCGCAACUUCAAUUUCUUAG